Euleptes europaea (tarantolino) is the source of this 2330-nucleotide messenger RNA. RefSeq names its product DEAD-box helicase 20 (gene DDX20). The coding region runs from base 1 to 2307 and encodes 768 amino acids. Lineage: Eukaryota; Metazoa; Chordata; Lepidosauria; Squamata; Sphaerodactylidae. Gene Ontology annotation, cellular component: SMN complex. The record is from RefSeq and is a predicted model, not a curated record. The transcript has 11 exons. Gene Ontology annotation, biological process: spliceosomal snRNP assembly. Gene Ontology annotation, molecular function: RNA helicase activity; ATP binding; RNA binding.
AUGGCCGACGCUGCUGUGCCGGCCGCGGCUGAGACCUGGCUCCGUACCCGGGACGUUCUUGUGCCGGAGGGUCCCGAGGAUUUCGGGUCGCUUCUGCUGUCGGCGCCGGUGCUGGAAGGGCUGCGAGCCGCUGGGUUUCUAAGGCCUUCUCCGGUGCAGCUCAAAGCCAUACCGUUGGGUCGCUGCGGCCUCGAUCUUAUUGUGCAAGCAAAAUCUGGCACUGGUAAAACCUGUGUUUUCUCUACAAUCGCACUUGACUCCCUUAUCCUGGAAAGCCCAGUUACACAGAUUCUGGUUUUGGCUCCUACCCGAGAAAUUGCUGUACAGAUUCAUGCCGUUAUUACAACUAUUGGGAUUAAAAUGGAAGGUCUGGAAUGUCAUGUCUUUAUUGGAGGGACCCCUUUAAACCAAGACAAAAUCAGGUUGAAAAAGUGUCACAUAGCAGUUGGCUCCCCUGGUCGCAUAAAGCAGCUUAUAGAGUUGGACUAUCUCACUACAGCCAGCAUUCGCCUUUUCAUUCUUGAUGAAGCAGACAAGCUUCUGGAAGAAGGCAGUUUCCAGGAGCAAAUAAAUUGGAUUUAUUCUUCUUUGCCAGCCAACAAACAGAUGUUGGCUGUUUCAGCCACCUAUCCUGAAUCCUUGGCCAAUACUUUAACUAGAUAUAUGAGAGAUCCCACAUUUGUGAGAUUGAAUCCCACUGACCCAAGUCUCAUUGGGUUGAAGCAAUACUUCAAAGUUGUGAAUUCGCAUCCAUUACCACAUAAGACAUUUGAAGAGAAGGUGGAGCAUUUACAGGAGCUCUUCAGCAAGAUUCCCUUCAAUCAGGCUUUGGUCUUCUCAAAUCUACACAGUCGAGCUCAGCACUUGGCAGAUCUACUGACAUCCAAAGGCUUUCCUGCUGAAUGCAUUUCAGGCAAUAUGAAUCAGAACCAGAGACUUGACGCCAUGGCUAAACUCAAGCAGUUCCAUUGCAGAGUGUUGAUUUCAACUGAUUUGACCUCCCGUGGAAUUGAUGCUGAGAAGGUGAAUCUGGUAAUUAACUUAGAUGUGCCUUUGGACUGGGAGACAUACAUGCAUCGGAUUGGCAGAGCUGGGCGCUUUGGAACUUUAGGGCUAGCAGUGACUUAUUGCUGCCGCGGGGAGGAGGAGAAUGUGAUGAUGAACAUUGCACAGAAAUGUAACCUUCGGCUUCUUCCGUUACCAGAGCCUGUACCGCCUGAGUUGAUGGAACAAUUUGAAGACAGAGAUGUAGAAGUCACUGCUGUCUCUUAUCCCAAUGCUUCAUUGCAAUCCACUCUGCCUGUUAAGCAACCAGAGGGGCCAAUGCAGCACAUGGCAGUAGGCAGCAGUUCACAGAAGUCCUCCUCUGUUACUGCUUGUGAAAAUCUUCCUGCAGCUAAGCCAAAACAGGCCCUCAAACAAAAAAAGGCACCGAAAAGUAGGGCGGAGCACAGCAACACAAAGAGAACAAUCACGGACCAGCAGUCUUUCCAUUGCACCACAGAGCCAAAAUGCCACCCGAAACUAGUUGUCGAAACUGGCGGGCAGCAGAACAAGCAAGAGGAAGACAAGGAAGCUUUAAGAAACUUACUUCCCAAGAUACCUUGCCUGUCUUCUUAUAAGACCGAUCAGUCCACCAAUACAUGGAGCAUGGCUAAGUUUGUCGAGGAUUAUGAAUACUUCAUUAAGGAAGGAUUGGAGAAAGAGGUGGAAAUUGUAAGAAGCUAUACAGGGCCUGGAGAGCAUCAUUCCAGAAAUGAUGCCUUGGAUUGGAAAGGAAUGGAACCCAGCACAUGUGCAGUGACGACAGCUGAUACGUGGACUGGGGAAUCUGACAGUGAUAGCAGCAGUUACAGUUCUGGAUCAUUAACCUAUAGCUCAGAGGACCAGUCACAUAGCAAAGCUUCUUCAGAUACACAGAAAGGAGAGGAUGGUGAGCUCUCAACAGAUCAGACUUUUCCAAGACACUCUCAGCCAUUCCGUGGUGCCCCUGAACGAAAGGAGAUUCCAGAGCCACCUCUGCUUCAGAAGAGUAAACAGAAUGUGAAUCAGAACAGGCAGAGCUGCUACCCUCCUGCUGCCAACCCCUCUAAGAAGGGGGCUGUAAAAGGUGCCCCCCAGUGUAAACCUGAUCCCUCUUUCCUCCGUGAGAAUCAGAGUUAUGAGGAAUACUGGAAAGCAUAUUAUCAGGCAUACCGGGACUAUUAUGCUACAGCUUCUUAUUCGUACGAUCGCAUGUAUAACUGGCUGACUGCUUAUCGGGCCAAUGCAGUCUAUGUUGAAGAGUUGCUGAGAGGUCAUCAGUGAUGGGCAAGCCCUCCUAGAUGUAC